Messenger RNA from Macrobrachium nipponense, 1213 nucleotides. Its product is annotated as fibrinogen-like protein 1. The transcript has 4 exons. Bases 26 to 583 code for a protein of 185 amino acids. Lineage: Eukaryota; Metazoa; Arthropoda; Malacostraca; Decapoda; Palaemonidae. The record is from RefSeq and is a predicted model, not a curated record.
CAACCAGGUACUCACGUACUGUGACAUGACUUCUGGUGGUGGAAAGUGGACAGUGUUCCUGUCUCGCGACGCCGACCACUCCGACCAGGAGCAUUUCAACAGGACUUGGGACGAGUACAAGGAAGGUUUCGGAGCCUGUGACCAGGAGUACUGGCUCGGUAACGAAAUCCUGUACAACCUCACGAACGACAAACCCCACGAACUGCGAAUCGAAGGGACCGACGUGGGCGGCGUUACAAAAUGGGCGGUCUACGGCAACUUCAAAGUUGACAGCGAGGAGAACAACUACCAGGUCACCAUAUCAGGGUAUGACCCCUCGAGCACGAUGGGCAAUCUCUUGACACCCACCCCGGCUUUGGCCAAUCUCAACGGGAUGGAGUUUUCCACUUUGGAUGAGGACAAUGAUAAUUUUGGCGGCGGAAGCUGUGCCAAGUUCUACAACAAUGGGGGAGGAUUUUGGUACAACGCCUGUUCCUUCAUAGGCCCCACGAACAACGCUGACGUCCUAUGCUAUUACUGGAAUACUGGCGUAGCAGGUCCUGUCGUACUGAAGAAACUGAAGAUGUCAAUUCGUCCCAAGUAAGGGUCAGAAGGCAGGACGGACACUUUGGUAGGUUAGGUGAGGGACUCGAGGCAAGACUUUGCGCCUAGACUGUACGGUGUAGAAAAGUGACUCGUGACGUUAUAACCCACUGAAAGAAUGUUGUGAUUAAAUUGUACACCAGGAUAAGUAGGUUGUGACUAAACUGUACCCCAUGAAAAAUAUGUUGUGAUUAAAUUGUGCCCCGUGAAAAGCGGGUUGCAAAUAAAUUGUAUCCCACUUGGAAUAUGUUGCAAAUAAAUUGUAUCCCACUUGGAAUAUGUUGCAAUUAAAUUGUACCCCACUUGGAAUAUGUUGCGAUUAAAUUGUACCCCACUUGGAAUAUGUUGCGAUUAAAUUGUACAUCACUGAAAGAAGUUGCAAUUAACUUGUACACCACUGAAGGUAUGUUGCAGUUAAAUUGUACACCAGGAUAAAUAAAUAUGUUGUGAUUAAAUUGUACCCCCAUGGAAAGUAUGUUGCAAAUAAAUCAUACCCCACAGAAAGUGUGUCGCGAUUAAAUUGUACCCCACUUGGAAAAUAUUACAAUUAAAUUGUACACUUCUGAAAGUAUGUUGCAAUUAAAUUGUACACCAGGAUAAGCAUGUUGUGAUUAAAUAGUACACCAUGAAA